AUGUCUCGAAAUACCAGCAGUUCUGCGGGAGCACCAUCGUCCGCCAUUCUAACUCAGGCCUCUGAAAGUAUUGCAAACGAGCAAACUAGUUGUUCAACUACAGCAACCCCGGUGAUAAUGGCCAUAGAAAUCGAGACUAAUGUCGUGUCGACAAAGAAGACAGCCAUUGUCAUUGCCUGCAUCACUUACAGCACCGGCAUUACUACUUUUCUGGCUGGGCUGGUUACUAUGGCCAUUCCUGUAAUCACAGAAGAAUUAAACCUACCUGCAAACCUGGAGCUUUGGCCAGUCACCGUCUACUCUCUUACAUGUGCUUGCACCCUGUUGAUCUGUGGUUCGAUAUCAGACGUCAUAGGUAGCCGGCUCAUGUUUCUCCUCGGCUGUUUCUUCCAGGGAGUGUCGACGCUAGCAUGCGGAUUGGCCAAAACAGGCACCCAAAUGAUUGUCUUCCGUGCCUUUUCUGGAGUUGCUGCUUCGUUUUGCUUGCCAUCUGCGGUCAGCCUAAUAAAUGAGAUGUUCCCACCUGGCCAAUCCCGGAAUGUUGCCUUUGCCUCCAUGGGGGGCGCACAACCAGUAGGUUUCGGCAUUGGAUUGGUGCUUGGAGGCGUCAUCACCGGGACUGUUGGCUGGAAAUGGGGGUUUUUCAUUGCAGCUAUAUCUAACAUUCUUAUGCUAUUUGUAUGCACAUGGCAGCUCCCAAAGUCUGCUAGAAGAGACCCAGCCUUUCGGAGCGUGUGGAAGCGCCUCUCAUCCGACAUUGAUUGGGUCGGAGUGAACCUUGCUAGUGCUGCUCUGGCUAUAAUAUCCUACGUUAUUGCAGUUGUCACAGAGAGCAUCUCCGCGAUCCAGCAACCCCAAAACAUCUGCCUUCUGAUACUGUCCUUCAUACUAUUUGCGGUGUUUGUGGUGUGGGUUGGGCGCCAGGAACGUCUUGGCCUUCCGGCCUUAAUCCCUAACUCUCUAUGGACCAACAAAGUCUUCACAUGUACUUGUGUGAAUGUUUUCUUGAUAUGGGCUGCAUUCAAUGCUUUUGAGCAGUAUCAAAAUUUCUUCUUUCAGGAGGUGCAGCAUCUCAGCCCUCUAGAUACGGCUCUUCGUUUCCUCCCUGCUCCGAUUUCUGGAGCGCUCACCAAUGUUGUUGUUGGGCUUAUCAUCCACCGCGUUCGAGCGGAUUGGAUUGUAAUUAUAACCACAAUCCUUAGCGGUCUUGCGCCUGUGCUUAUGGCUGUCGCCCAGCCUAGCUGGUCCUAUUGGGCGUGCGCAUUCCUUGCGAAUUUCUUAAAUCCUAUCGGGGCGGAUGGAAUUUUCACUAUAUCUAACCUGCUGAUCACGUCCAUGUUUCCUCCGAAGACUCAGGGGGUGGCAGGCGGUGUGUUUAACACCGUCUCUCAGACAGGGAAGAGUAUCGGUUUGGCACUCACAGCACUGGUGGCAAACAAGGUCACCAGAGAUUCCCGUGGUGGGGACAAGCUUAGCCCUGAAGCUUUAUUGGCCGGGUACCAGGCAGCAUUUUGGUUCUGCGUUGCUCUCACUAUGACAAGCUUAUGCAUUAGCAUUUGGGGCCUGAGAAGGAUUGGAAAGGUGGGCAGAAAAGCUGAGUAG
Nannizzia gypsea CBS 118893 is the source of this 1602-nucleotide messenger RNA. RefSeq names its product integral membrane protein. The coding region runs from base 1 to 1602 and encodes 533 amino acids. NCBI's taxonomy places the organism in Eukaryota, Fungi, Ascomycota, Eurotiomycetes, Onygenales, Arthrodermataceae. The transcript is spliced from 3 exons. The record is from RefSeq and is a predicted model, not a curated record. Gene Ontology annotation, cellular component: membrane. Gene Ontology annotation, biological process: transmembrane transport. Gene Ontology annotation, molecular function: transmembrane transporter activity.